AUGGACCCGCCGCGGACAAGUAACAUUGAAUUUGUGGGUGAUAAGGGAGUUGAGGAACUCAUUAAUAAGAUAAGUGAGAAUUAUGAGGAGUGCACAAAGUAUGAUGCGUAUAUGGCGCAGGAUGAGGAGGCAGAGGAGGAAGUAGAUGAUAAUGAGAAGGAAUAUGUUGGGAUGGGAGGCAGUUUCCAAAAUGUAAAAACGUGUGGAAGGACAAAAAUGGCAAGUAUAGAAAAGCUGGAAAAAAAGGAAACCGCUAAUUCGAGCAGUCGCGCAGAUGGGAAAGCUCGUAAAGGAUGUAACAACUCCGCAAUGGACAACAUUAGAGAUUUUAUUUUUAAAAAAAAAAUGAGUAAUAAUAGGAAUAAUGGGAAGGAUGGAAAUUUUGGAAGGACUGGCCGAAAUGUUUUCACCAAUUUGAACGUUAAAAAGAAACGAAUAAUGGAAAGCAGCGAUGAUUCAGACGAGAACUCCCACUCGGUGAAAAAAAUUAUUGACUACGUUAAGAAGAAGAAAAAGAAUCGGAAGGGAUGA
Messenger RNA from Plasmodium knowlesi strain H, 531 nucleotides. Its product is annotated as conserved Plasmodium protein, unknown function. Bases 1 to 531 code for a protein of 176 amino acids. Lineage: Eukaryota; Apicomplexa; Aconoidasida; Haemosporida; Plasmodiidae. The record is from RefSeq and is a predicted model, not a curated record. The transcript has 2 exons.